GACACUUCUUUUUGAGGCCCCCAGGUGUUGCAUCAGCUCUGGAUCCGAGAACUCAUCACCCACCAUGGUGGGGCCCACCUCCUGCAAGGGUAUCAAGCUAUCAUCAGCCAUGUUUAUUAUAUGGCUUUGAUUGAAAUCCUUCUGGAAAUUGAAUUUGAGCUGAGCCACAAAGAGGCUGCCACUUUGUUGUAGGGUCCCGGAGACCUCCAACAAAGGUGGGGAAGCUUGCCUACAUUGGCAGGACUGGACAACCCUGAAGAAAAAGCCCUGGAUAACCUCAGAUGGAGUCUGGGCAGAGAGCCUCACUACAAAGAUAACAUCAGAAUUGCUGAGCACCAAAGGAAACAAGCUGGCUCAAGUGAACCAGAAUACAAAGAGUGGACAUGCUGACUUUUGCUCAUUCUCCCCUUGUCCUCAAACUGUUUCCUUUUAUUGGCCAAGCACACCUGGAGACUAACCGGCAUUCUGGGUUGUCUUCUGCAUUAGAGCUGUGCUGGGCACAGGGCCUGUGGAGAUGCAUCGGCACGAACCCCAUCCUGGAAAAGUGAGAAGUCCAGUGGGGCUCUGCAGGUCCGGCAUGCCUAGGCUGGGGGCUUUCGGCGGUGCCCGCGCAGGGCUGGGACUGUUGCUGGGCACCGCCUCGGGCCUGGGACUCCUGUGUGCCCUUUACCACCAGCGUUGGAAACGGACCCAGCGUCAUGGCCAGAGCUUGCCCAAUUCCCUGGAUUACGCGCAGACUUCAGAGCCGGAACGCCAGGUGAGGCCACUGCGGGCAGUCCCAGGUGAGGCUGGAGAUGCUGCAGUGCUGGCCAGCCUUCCGCGAGCAGGGCAGGAGGAGGUGCUGGACCGCCUGGACUUUGUGCUGACCAGUUUGGUGGCCCUGCGGAGGGAGGUGGAGGAGCUGCGGAGUAGCCUGCAGGGGCUUGCUGGGGAGAUUGUUGGGGAGGUUCGAUCUCACUUGGAAGAGAACCAGAGAGUGGCUCGGCGACGAAGGUUCCCAUUUGCCCGAGAGAGGAGCGACUCCACUGGCUCCAGCUCUGUGUACUUCACGGCCACCUCCGGAGCCACGUUCACAGACGCAGAGAGCGAAGGAGGUUACACAACAGCCAAUGCCGAUGAGUCUGACUAUGAGCGGGACUCCGACCGGGAAAGUGAGGAUGGUGAAGAUGAAGUGAGCUGCGAGACCGUGAAGAUGGGAAGAAAGGCUUCUCUGGACCUGCAGGUGGCUUCGAACCAGGUGCCUACAGCCCUGGAGGCUGUUAGUGGCUCUGGCCUGGAGGAUGUGCUGCCCCUGCUUCAGAAGGCUGACGAGCUGCACCAGGGCAGUGAGCAGAGCAAGCGGGAGGGCUUCCAGUUGCUGCUCAACAAGAAGCUUGAGUAUGGAAGCCGGCAGGACUUUCUCUGGCGCCUAGCUCGGGCUUAUAGUGACAUGUGCGAGCUCAGUGAGGAGGUGAACGAGAAGAAGUCAUUCGCCCAGGAGGGAAAAGAAGAAGCAGAGGCUGCUCUGGAGAAGGGGGAUGAGAGUGCUGAAUGUCACCAAUGGUAUGCGGUGCUUUGUGGUCAGCUGGCUGAGCAUGAGGGCAUCCAGAGGCGAAUCCUGAGUGGCUUUAGCUUCAAGGAGCAUGUGGACAGAGCCAUCACUCUCCAGCCAGACAAUCCCAUGGCUCACUUUCUACUUGGCAGAUGGAACUACCAGGUUGCUCAUCUAACCUGGCUGGAAAAAAAAACUGCCACAGCCUUGUUUGAAACUCCUCUAAGUGCCACUGUACAGGAUGCGCUCCAGAGCUUCCUAAAGGUGGAAGAACUACAGCCAGGAUUUUCCAAAGCAGGAAGGGUAUAUAUUUCCAAGUGCUACAGAGAACUGGGAAACAACAGUGAAGCUAGAGAGUGGAUGAAGUUGGCCCUGGAGCUGCCAGACCUAACUAAGGAGGAUUCAGCUUUUCAGAAGGACCUGGAAGAAUUGGAAGUAAUUUUAGGAGAAUAAUCAGAUUUUGAUGGCCCUCAUGGGGAAGAAAAUCAAGUCUUUAGGCCCUGCUUAGAUCAGGAAACUGAGCAAGGCUAUUUAAGGGAGGGCCCUAAUUCUUGGGUUUGACUGAUACUAUUUGCCCCAAUUUUCCUUGCCCGUUUUCCACGGGUUAAUUUAUUCUAAUCCCUUACCUAAUCUGAAAUUGGGGAAGUACCUGAGGCCUGGGUUUUUCUUCUCACCCUCAAGCCAAUUCUUUAAAAAUCAAGACUAGUAGAGCACUGAAAGCUGCCUUCCAACUGCUAGGAGGUGGAUGAACUUUAGAGAGCUAGAGGAACAAAAUAUAGAACUGUACUCUCCAAUAUUUUUCACUGAUUAAUAUUUAACACCAAAGUACAUAGUCCUAAGAACAUACCUACAUACAUAAGGGCAGUUCAGAGAUACUGCUUCUCUCACCUAUCAUGUAGAUUCUAACUGUUUCCUGGGCUGGACCACUUGACUUUUGGCAGCUUUGGGGGUAACAGCCUGUGAGACUCUGUGAAAUGAUGAUCUGAAGAGUUGCCUGGAAUAUAUUUUGUUACAAAGUUGAAAUAAACCAAAUUUG
Messenger RNA from Condylura cristata (star-nosed mole), 2567 nucleotides. RefSeq names its product regulator of microtubule dynamics 3 (gene RMDN3). Gene Ontology annotation, cellular component: cytoplasm; spindle microtubule; mitotic spindle pole. NCBI's taxonomy places the organism in Eukaryota, Metazoa, Chordata, Mammalia, Eulipotyphla, Talpidae. The coding region runs from base 515 to 1984 and encodes 489 amino acids. The record is from RefSeq and is a predicted model, not a curated record. The transcript is spliced from 16 exons. Gene Ontology annotation, molecular function: microtubule binding.